Molecule: messenger RNA, 2444 nt
Organism: Topomyia yanbarensis
Lineage: Eukaryota; Metazoa; Arthropoda; Insecta; Diptera; Culicidae
Product: transmembrane protease serine 9-like
Exons: 3
Coding region: 27-2390 (787 amino acids)
Biological process (GO): proteolysis
Molecular function (GO): serine-type endopeptidase activity
Source: RefSeq, a predicted model, not a curated record
UAGUGUACCAGAUUUGCCCUUUCAAGAUGAGCUAUUCAGCAUUGUACACCCGAUUCGUGCUUUCCAUAUUUUGCGUCGUAAAUUACUAUGGUUUUGUUGAAUCAGAUUUCAGAAUCGUCGGUGGUUAUCAAGAUAAUAUAAAAAAUGUACCUUAUCUUGUAUCGCUUAAUAGUGAAGCAUAUAAGGGACAUUUCUGUGCUGGUUCCCUUAUAACACCCAAGUGGGUAUUAACAGCGGCGCACUGCGUACAAACGGUGACUGCUGAUGAUAUUACUGUGCGAGCUGGUUCGAGCCACAGAAAUAAAGGUGGGGAAGCUCGCAAAGUGAAACGCAUAUUAGAACAUGACGACUACCAACGGAAAUACGAGAAAGACUUCGAUUUCGCACUUUUGGAAUUGACAGACGAAUUUCCCAUGACGCGGAAAAUUUCCACAAUUAAACUAGCCUCUCAAUUGGAUAAGUACUACAGUAACGAAAUGUGCAAAGUUUCGGGUUGGGGCUUAAAUAAAGAUAAAACAGAGAAACACCAACCGCUGAAGUCGGCUAUGGUUCCGCUCCAAAGCACCGAACUAUGUAAAACACAACACUUCCCUAAAAAAAUCACUGUCUCCAUGAUGUGUGCUGGUGGGGAUGGAAAUGAUGCCUGCCAAGGAGACUCCGGAGGUCCGUUGGUUUGUAAUGCGAAGCUAGUCGGAGUCGUCUCGUGGGGAAAAGGAUGCGGUAUAGAAGAAUUUUUUGGCGUUUAUGGGUCCGUUAGUAUGAUACGGAUAUGGAUAAACCAGGAAACGGGUGCUUGGAUUAAGCUUGCCAUUUGUAGGAUGAGCAGUUCUCUAAUAACGUACAUCUGGUUCGUGCUAUUUAUGUUUAGCGUUGUAAAUGAUGGUAGUUUUGUUUUUUGUUCAGAAUUCAGAAUUGUUGGUGGAAGGCUAAACCGUAUAAAUAAUCUACCUUACCUUGUAUCGCUGAACAGUGAAGCAUACGAGGGUCAUUUCUGUGGAGGUACACUUAUAACGCCCAUCUGGGUACUAACAGCGGCGCACUGCUUACAAUCAGUGACUCCCGAUGAUAUUACAGUACGAGCUGGUUCUACUCAUAGAAAUAAAGGCGGACUGACUCGCAAGGUGAAGCGCAUAAUAAUUCACAAGGACUACCAACGGCUCAUCGAGAAAGACUACGAUUUCGCUCUGUUGGAAUUGAAAGACGCAUUCCCUAUGACGCAUAAGAUUUCUACAAUUAAGUUAGCAUCUAGUAUGGAUUCAUACUACAAGGGUGAAAUGUGCAAAGUUUCGGGCUGGGGUACAACAAAAGAUGAAAAACAGUCGCAACAACCGUUGAAAACUGCCAUGGUUCCGCUGCAAAACACGGAUGUUUGUAGAGCACAACACGCGCCUAAACAAAUCACUGACUCUAUGUUUUGUGCUGGAGGCAAUGGAAACGAUGCCUGCCAAGGAGACUCCGGAGGUCCGUUGGUUUGCGAGGAAAAACUUGUUGGAGUCGUCUCCUGGGGUAAAGGAUGCGGUUUGAAGGAUUGGUACGGUGUUUAUGCUGCUAUUACAAUGGUGCGGGUAUGGAUAAAUCAAGAAACGGCGAAUUUGGAACUGUUAUUGAAGAUGAGUUCUUCUUCAAAAUGGUGUGGUUGGACAAUUCGAUACGUGUUCUGCAUGCUUUUCAUUGUAAAUUGCUCUAGCUUUAUUAAAACAGACAACAGAAUCGUUGGUGGUAGGUUGGAAUCAAUUAAGAAUGUUCCGUAUGUUGUAGCGAUUGGUAGUCCAAUGUUCGGAGGACACUUUUGUGGCGGAUCCAUUAUAUCAUCCAGUUGGGUACUGUCUGCUGCACACUGUUUCGAAGGCAAAAGACCAGAGGGUAUUGUGAUACGAGCAGGAUCAGAUUCUAAAAGUGAAGGUGGAACAGUACGCGGUCUGAAGCGCAUUAUAAUGCACCCGGGGUUUUCUUAUGCCACCAAAAACGAUGAUUUCGCUUUGUUGGAACUGUCAAGUGCAUUACCCAGAGCAAGUGGAAUUGCUCCCAUAGAGCUAUCUAAAAUUACGGAUCCUCAUCAUGCGGAAGAAGCCUGCAAAGUAUCUGGCUGGGGUGAAACGGAAGACCCCCGACAGUCACAUAAACCUCUAAAAACUGCUAUCGUGAGGUUGAUGAACACGCAACGUUGUAAGGCAGUGAACCAUCCGGUGAAAAUUUAUGACGCCAUGGUGUGCGCUGUCGCAAAUGGUGGCGCUUCCUGUCAAGGAGAUUCAGGUGGCCCGUUGAAUUGUGGUGGGAAACUGUUCGGAGUUGUUUCCUGGAAUAGGGGAUGCACUUCUAGAAAAUACCCUGGCGUUUAUGCUACAGUGACUUCGGCAAGAAGCUGGAUAUUGCACAAUACAGGAGUUUGAAUGUAAAAUGAAUAAAUACAAAUAAAUGUGUUUGAUAAAGAAAACGAAUUUGAA